Molecule: messenger RNA, 1277 nt
Organism: Salvia miltiorrhiza (redroot sage)
Lineage: Eukaryota; Viridiplantae; Streptophyta; Magnoliopsida; Lamiales; Lamiaceae
Product: 26S proteasome non-ATPase regulatory subunit 14 homolog
Exons: 6
Coding region: 132-1070 (312 amino acids)
Biological process (GO): proteasome-mediated ubiquitin-dependent protein catabolic process; protein deubiquitination
Cellular component (GO): proteasome regulatory particle, lid subcomplex
Molecular function (GO): protein binding; metallopeptidase activity; proteasome binding
Source: RefSeq, a predicted model, not a curated record
ACCAAAAAAACCCUUUGAAGAAAAGACCCGCUGUCUUAUUUCCAUAGAAAAGUAUUUUACUCCACCUCAAAACUAUCUGCUUCAGCAAAUAUACUUGCAACAGAAAACCGAAGAAUAACUUUUGAAUUGAAAUGGCAGGCAUGGAGAGGCUUCACCGGAUGUUCGCCGGCGCCGGCGGAGCCCUCGGACACCCGCCGCCGGACUCCCCAACGCUCGACUCCUCCGAACAAGUCUACAUUUCGUCGCUCGCCCUUCUCAAGAUGCUCAAACACGGUAGAGCGGGGGUGCCGAUGGAGGUGAUGGGGCUGAUGCUGGGGGAGUUUGUGGACGAGUACACGGUGCGUGUAGUGGACGUCUUUGCGAUGCCGCAGAGUGGAACCGGUGUCAGUGUCGAGGCCGUCGAUCACGUUUUUCAGACUAAUAUGCUUGACAUGCUGAAGCAGACCGGCAGACCUGAGAUGGUGGUUGGUUGGUACCACUCACAUCCUGGCUUUGGAUGUUGGCUUUCUGGUGUUGACAUCAACACUCAGCAGAGUUUUGAAGCUUUGAAUCAGAGGGCAGUAGCUGUGGUGGUAGAUCCGAUUCAGAGUGUUAAAGGGAAGGUAGUAAUUGAUGCCUUCCGUCUCAUUAAUCCUCAAACUAUGAUGCUUGGUCAAGAACCGCGACAAACCACUUCCAAUGUGGGGCAUCUUAAUAAACCAUCUAUCCAGGCUUUGAUUCAUGGGCUGAACAGGCAUUAUUACUCCAUAGCCAUAAAUUACCGGAAGAACGAGCUUGAGGAGAAGAUGCUCCUCAAUCUUCACAAAAAGAAAUGGACAGAUGGAUUGACCCUCCAGCGGUUUGACACCCACUCCAAAACAAAUGAGCAGACAGUCCAGGAGAUGCUAAACCUAGCUAUCAAGUACAAUAAAGCGGUCCAGGAGGAGGACGAGCUGCCACCUGAGAAACUAGCAAUUGCUAAUGUGGGAAAGCAAGACGCGAAGAAGCAUCUCGAGGAGCACGUCUCAAACUUGAUGUCUUCAAACAUUGUUCAAACUUUGGGAACGAUGCUGGAUACGGUUGUUUUCUAGAUUUUGGACUACAAAAAGUGUACGCAUCUUCUUCUUUACUCCUCAACCAGAUGCUGAUAUCGACUCUGAUUUUAAGCAAGAGAACACUUACAUACUACAUGAUAUUGUACUUGACAAAACACGUGAUUGCAUAUUGUUGGGUAACUUUGUAUCGAACCUUAUGUCACUAUAAUCUUAUCAUAUGAGUCGUUUAUUUUACAUGAUUAA